Necator americanus (New World hookworm) is the source of this 2991-nucleotide messenger RNA. RefSeq lists its product as uncharacterized. The record is from RefSeq and is a predicted model, not a curated record. Lineage: Eukaryota; Metazoa; Nematoda; Chromadorea; Rhabditida; Ancylostomatidae. The transcript has 39 exons. The coding region runs from base 1 to 2991 and encodes 996 amino acids.
AUGGACAACAACACGCCUCCACCACCAAUUAUGCGGCUCGAAUCGAGUUCAAUGGAUGACCAAAUAUUAAACGAUUUGAGCAAGGAGAUAGUGGACACUGUUCUUCCAUCUGUACAGGAGGAUCUGCUGAAAAUGGACAAGUACCUAAGAAGAGGAAAUGAAGGGGCGACGGACGUUUCAAAAACCAGCGAACAGAAAAUGUUUGCCGAGGCAGCUACGCCAGAGAAAUUGCCUACUCCACCGCCGUCACCUGUCGAUGACGUUGGUGAAAGCUUCGAAUUUAAGAGCUCUCUGGAUACAACAGAAGAAGCUAGUGAAAACCUGAAGAAGCAAGAAAAAAACUCGUUAACUAACAUAUCCGAGGAUUCAGCAGCCAUGAGUUUUAUGAAAGGCAUCAAAGACAGUGUAGCCUCGACCGCAGCGCAGCUUGGCGACGCCCUCGAACAAGCUGAACACAAGGCUGAAGAGAGCGCUAAGAGGAUCGCGGACAGCGCUAAAGGUGCCAUCGAUUCUGCUGCUGAGAAGACUUCAGAAGGAGCUUCUUGGGUUGCAGAUUCCGCUAAAAGCGCUUAUGAUACCACGACCGGGAAGACAUCAGAAGGUAUUUCCUGGGUUGCUGAUAGCACAAAAGCUGCAUACGAUACUACUGCUGAGAAGGCAUCAGAGAGCGCUAAGAAGGUCGCAGACAGCGCUAAAGGUACCAUCGAUUUUGCUGCUGAGAAGACUUCAGAAGGAGUUUCUUGGGUUGCAGAUUCCGCUAAAAGCGCCUAUGACACCACGACCGGGAAGACAUCAGAAGGUAUUUCCUGGGUUGCUGAUAGCGCAAAAGCUGCCUACGAUACUACUACUGAGAAGGCAUCAGAGAGCGCUAAGAAGGUCGCGGACAGCGCUAAAGGUACCAUCGAUUCUGCUGCUGAGAAGACUUCAGAAGGAGUUUCUUGGGUUGCCGAUUCCGCUAAAAGCGCUUAUGAUACCACGACCGGGAAGACAUCAGAAGGUAUUUCCUGGGUUGCUGAUAGCACAAAAGCUGCAUACGAUACUACUGCUGAGAAGGCAUCAGAGGUAACCCAUGCCGUUGGAGAGAUGACGUCUGAUGCAGCUCAUUCCGUCGGAGAAGUGCUAAGCGAUACCAAACAUGCAACUGGCGAUGCUUUAGAAGCGACAAAAGAACACACUGGUGCAGCUGUGCAAGCUGUUAGUGAUUUCAUAUUCGGUGCAAAAAAGGAUGCGACAGAUCCAGAAAAAGAAUCUGAAGAGAAGAUCGAGAAACUCGAGAGUGUCCCUUCGGAAACCAAGCAACAUGGUGACAAUGAGGCUGAUAAAGCUAGCGGAGAAGCGAAGUCCGAUCCUUCCGGAUUUUUCGGCUCCAUAAAGGGUGCCGUCUCUGAUCUUGGCGACAAACUUGAACACGCAGCCGAGUCAGGAUCCAGCUCUGUCAGUGGUGUAUUCGAAGGCACUAAAAAUGCUUCUGCAUCAGUAUAUGACAAGGCAAAAGAAGGUGCGUCAGACUGGUCAGCCACUGCACAAGAAAAAGUCUGCGACGUUGGAGAGAACGUCAAAGAUACUGCACAUGCACUUCAAGAGAAAACUGCCAAGGCAUUCGAACAAGCGAAGGACUUUGUCGGAGAAGUAGCGUCUAACACCACGAAGGCAGCUGAGGGUGCUCUUGGUGACGCACAGAAAAAAGUCUCCGAAUGGAAGGAUGAGGCAGGAAAAACGUUGUCUGCUUGGAAAGAUGAGACUACGAAGGCCGCCGAAAAUGUGAAAGAAGGUGCGUCACAAGUUUUAGAUGAUACACAGAAGAAAGCAUCUGAAUGGAAGAAGGAAGCCGAAGAGGUCGUCGCGGAUACUAAGGAAUCAGCUGGAGGUGUUCUCAGUGAUGUUCAGAAACAAACAUCAGAUUGGAAGGACGAGGCGGCUCAGAAAGUGUCAGCAUGGAAGAAUGAAGCUGAGAAGACAACCUCCGGUGUCGAAAAUUUGGCUUCACAAUCUUUUGAUGAGGCCCAGAAAGAGGUAUCAGAUUGGAAGAAUAACGCAGAGAAGGCGGCUGCUCAUGCCAAGGAAUCCAUCUCCAAUACGUUCGAUGAGGCCCAGAAGAAAGCAUCGGAAUGGAAUGAAGAUGUACAGAAGGCUGCUAGCGAUGCUGCCGACAAAGUGCGAGAAAAAACAAAUGAUGUGAAGAGUGACCUUCAGACUACCACCUCAUCGACGGGUGACUUCAUCCACGACGCAUUUUCUCAAGGAAAAGAAAAAACGGGAGAGCUUAAAAAUCAAGUUGAAGAGGUAACUUCUGGAGCAAGUGCUUUCAUUAGAGACACAUUUUCAAAAGCCAAAGAUAAGGCGGAAGAGAAGACGGAUGAAGCAAAGAAGGCGGCAGGCUCGGCAUCUGAUUCUAUCAAGAAUGCAUUUGAACGUAUUCAGGAUAGUGCAAGCAAGCCAUGUGAAGAUGCUGGAAAGCCUCGUUCUGCUGAAGGAAGUGCCUCGAAAGCUUACGAGGAGGCCAAGGAGAAAGUUGGUGAGCUCUCUACGGCUGCUUCGCAGAAAGCCUCCGAAUUUCCCACUGUUGCAUCCGAGAAGGCGCGGAGUGUUCAGACGUCCCUCAAAGGAGCUGCUUCUGAUGCCGUAAAGAAAGUCAAUGAAUUAGAGAAAUCUGCCGAAGAAAUAACAUCAACGGAGCACGCCGAUGAGAAGGCAGCAUCCUCGGAGAUCUCACGAGCCGUUGAACAGAAGGUGGAAGACAUCAAAGAUACCACGUCUUCCGAUAAGGAGAGUGUUUCAGCGCCUAUCGCCGAUGGUAUCGCCAGGACAGUCACCGACGAAGCCGUAGCAGAAGCCGCGAAGGAGGCGAAUGUUCGAUCGAAAGCCGCUGAAACGGCGGAGGAGGUCACUACACAGGAGACAUCAUCUUCACGCGAGCAGAAAAAGACCGAUACGCUGCUCUUGAGAAAGAUACUGGGCUCCUCAGCAAAGAAUAUACGAACAUCCGUGUAA